Molecule: messenger RNA, 405 nt
Organism: Pieris macdunnoughi
Lineage: Eukaryota; Metazoa; Arthropoda; Insecta; Lepidoptera; Pieridae
Source: the annotation of a GenBank genome assembly
AUGUCAUCCAUAUCUAGUUCGAAGGAAAUUAAGGAAAUGUCCUGUGAUAACAGUAAUAAGGAGUUCCUACUCUUGGAAAAAACUUGCGAAGCCCUCAAAGACAGCGAUGAAGAAAUUAAAAUGAUCUUCAAUGAAAUCAAAAAACUAUCUCACAAUAAUCAUGUUGAAAUAACCGACGAAGACGACGUGGAGUUGAUAUUGAGGAAAGCCGAAAACAUAGCGAAUGAAACAGAAAACUUACUGAAAAGCAGUCCAUUGGUUACUAAUACGGCUACCUCGUAUCUAGGUGAUACAUCAGUUAUUUCUGAAGUAAAAGUUGAUAAGUCAAAGAGCUUAGAAGCUUCCAAGGAAGGCAACAAAUCCUUUAAGGUAAUAAAAGUCUGUCCAAGAUUAAUAAUUUAUUAA